This is a messenger RNA of Astyanax mexicanus (Mexican tetra), 3757 nucleotides long. It is a transcript of the gene smarcad1a, whose product is annotated as SWI/SNF-related, matrix-associated actin-dependent regulator of chromatin, subfamily a, containing DEAD/H box 1 a. The transcript is spliced from 23 exons. Lineage: Eukaryota; Metazoa; Chordata; Actinopteri; Characiformes; Acestrorhamphidae. Bases 311 to 3325 code for a protein of 1004 amino acids. Gene Ontology annotation, molecular function: DNA binding; ATP-dependent chromatin remodeler activity; ATP binding. Gene Ontology annotation, cellular component: nucleus. The record is from RefSeq and is a predicted model, not a curated record.
CUGCGUGCUUGUGGCGGGAAUCAGCUUCAGCGGUGCGGGGGAACGACGCUUAUAUUAUCCCUGGUUAUGCUGCUUUAGCUGCGGUUUACCGGUGUGAGAAACGGAUACACUGGGUUGUCUUACUUAACUUAUAAUAUAGCGAGCAGGUUAGAGACGGUGUGAGCGGUGUUUAUGGCGGAGUGUUAGUUAGCUUUAGCUGCUGGAGCUGGAGUGUUUCAGCUCGCUGUUCUCUUUAAACGCGGGGGAGGCGCGGGUCUGUGUGUAGCUGGUUAAUAAGGUUAAAGGCUGGUGGCGUUUAAAACUCGCAGCCAUGAGUUUAUUUAAUCUCGAAAGAUUCCGCUUUCAGAAAGAAAACACGAGCGAAAAGCUCCCAUCCUCCCCGGCCCGGCUCCCCAAACCCGAGCAGCGCAGAGUGCUGUCCGGCUCGGAUAAAGAGAAUUACCCGGCACGUUUAGUGAAACCAGACGGCAGACGAGGUCCAGGCAAAAUUCCACGACAUGCCCUGGAUGACGUGUCCUCUGAAGAUGAGGUGGUUAGGAAAGUCCAGUCUGCUGUACAAACGAAGAAAAAUUCAGAAUCUGAAAAGCAGAUCAGUGAUGAGUUGGAGGAUAAACUUGACAAACUUCUUGAAAUGUUUCCUCAGAGGAGCAGAAGUGAAUUGCUGGAGGUGCUUGAGGAAACCAGCACACUAGAGGGAGCUGUUGCACAGUGCUUAGUGGUUUAUGGAGACAAAGAUUCAAAUAAAGUGGAAAGGACAUCAACAUGCAGUGAUCAUUGUGACGUGCAAGCGAAGAAGCGGCGAAAAACUGUGAUAUCUGAUUCUGAGUCUGAGUCUGAUUCUGAGUCUGAGUCUGAUCCUGACUCUGAGGAGGAGGAGGAGGAGGAGGAGGCGGAGGAGGGGGAGGGUCAGGAGCCAAGCAGUAUGCAACAAGAAGCUCUAGUGCACAAAAUGAAAAAGGAAAUACCUGAAUAUGAAAAUGAUGUGCUAAGGGAUGUUUUAAGAGAACAUAACUGGAAUCUCCAGAAUGCCUUAGGAUCAUUACUCUUGUUCUCAUCAGGAACAGGAGAUUCAAGUUUUGAAAUAGCACAGGAGAAAAAAACGAAAUCUUCGAAAAAGUCAGCAAAGAACAUUCAAGAGAGCAAAAGAAAAGUAAAGCAAAAGACAGAUUCUAGUCUUUCAAGAUGGCUGUCAACUGUUUCCAAAAACUCCCACCAAAAGGUCCAAAACAUCUCAAAAGGAUCAGCACCCACAAAAACCAAAACAGCAAGUAGCAACCAUACAAGAAGAAAAGAAGAAAAGUUGGAAGUGCUGCAAAACAGUGACGACUCAGAUGGUGAAGAAGAGCUUGAGGGUGAAGUUGGAAGCGAUUCUGAUUUUGACUCUGAUGCUGAGGACUAUAGCUUUGAUGACAAAACUAAGGAACAAGUGUUAAAAUUUCUCCAAGAGGCGUCAUUAGAUGAACUGGCAUUGAUCUCUGGAUGUUCGCUGAAGAAGGCCCAGAAGAUCAUUGAGAUGAGACCUUAUAAAAGAUGGCAAGACUUGAAUGAGCCGUUCUCUAGGGCUAACGGCCUGUCUAUGGACCUGGUUGAUGGAUGUAAGUUGGUGCUGAAAGAGAGACAGGUGCUGAAGCAGCUCAUGGGCCGAUGUGAAAGCAUAGCCAAGAAGAUGACCAAAGAUGUCGCUGGGGUCAUUAAGAAUGGCACGUGCUCAAUGAAGCAACCAUCUGUUCUCAACCCAAAGUUUAAAUUGCAGCAGUACCAGUUAAUUGGCUUGAAAUGGCUUAUCCUCCUUCACCAGCAUAAUCUAAGUGGAAUUCUAGCUGAUGAAAUGGGUUUGGGAAAGACAAUUCAGGCCAUUUCUUUCCUAGCUUACCUCCUUCAGAAGGGGAAUAAGGGACCCCAUCUUAUUACAGUGCCUUCUUCCACUUUGGAUAACUGGGUGAGAGAGCUAGAGCUGUGGUGCCCAAGCCUCAAAGUAAUUGUUUACUAUGGCUCUGUGGAGGACCGUAAAUACCUCAGGCAUGACAUUCUGAACGGUCGAGUGGACUUUAAUGUCAUAGUGUCUACAUAUAACCUCACUAUAGGGAAUGAAAAUGACCGCAGUCUCUUUCGCAAGUUGAAGCUGAAUUACGCAGUGUUUGAUGAAGGUCACAUGCUGAAGAACAUGAACUCCCUGCGAUACCGCCAUCUCAUGUCCAUUAAUGCUGAGCACAGAUUGCUGCUGACGGGAACUCCUCUACAGAACAACCUGCUGGAACUAAUAUCUCUGCUCAACUUCAUCAUGCCCUCCAUGUUCUCUAGCAGCACCUCACAGAUCUCAAAGAUGUUUUCCACGAAAUCAUCAGAAGAGGAGAGUAGUUUCCAUAAGGAGCGUAUUGCACAAGCCAAGCUCAUCAUGAAGCCCUUCAUCCUAAGACGAGUCAAGAGCGAGGUGCUGAAACAACUUCCGGCCAAGUUUGAGAAGAUAGAAAUGUGUCCCAUGAGUGAUGCUCAACAGCAGCUCUACGAGGAACUCUGGAAGAGGGCCAAGAGCAAUGCUGUCCCUGGACAAAAGCGUGAUAUUUGUAAUGUGAUGAUGCAACUCAGGAAAAUGGCCAAUCACCCUCUGCUGCAUCGGCAGUACUACACCACUGAGAAACUUGCUGCAAUGAGUCAAGCCAUGCUGAAGGAGCCAACACAUUUUGACGCAAACCCUGCACUGAUCCAGGAAGAUAUGGAGGUCAUGUCAGACUUUGAGCUUCAUAACCUCUGUAAGGAGUUUAGCUCGAUCAGCAGCUACCAGCUGGACAAGAAGCUCCUCUUGGACUCUGGAAAGUUCUCCCUGCUAACCAGGCUCCUGGCUGAGCUCAAAGAGAAGGGUGACCGGGUGGUGCUCUUUAGCCAGUUUACUAUGGUGCUGGACAUUGUAGAAGUUCUGAUGGAACACCUUGGUCAUGAGUAUGUUCGACUGGAUGGCUCUAUACCUAUGGCAGAAAGAAUUGGCCUAAUAGACAAAUACAACACAGACCCUGAGGUAUUUGUCUUCCUACUGUCUACUCGUGCUGGAGGCCAGGGAAUCAACCUUGCCUCUGCUAACACAGUGAUCAUCCAUGAUAUUGACUGCAAUCCUUUCAAUGACAAACAAGCAGAAGACCGCUGUCAUAGAAUGGGACAGACCAGGUCUGUACAAGUAAUUAAACUUGUUAGCAAAGACACCAUAGAGGCCUGCAUGCUUCGUGUGGGCCAGGAAAAGCUCAAACUUGAACAAGACAUGACUACUGAAGAUGAUGAGGGCUCUAUGACUGAGGAUAUGGCAGAGCUGCUUAAGGCAUCGCUGGGCCUUUGAUGUAUCGCAUUUAAGGAUUACAGUAUGAUGUGAUGGUCCUGCCUAGACUUUUUCACUCCACUGAUUUCAAUCAGUGCAAUAUGAGCAACACAACUACUUUCUAAUGCCAGUGUUUGAUUUGUUUACUUUACACCAGUGGUAAACUGCAUGACCAGUAACAAGAUGAAAUAUACAUUUCAGAGAAACUCAGGUUUUCUUUUUUUUUCCCCUUUUAUUAUUUUUUUUUUAACCACCACAGAUACCGUAACGUUUACCUUAUUAUUUUUUUUAUAUUCAUUUCUCCGCUCAGGCUGAAAGUGCAAGACUGCCAGACUGGAAUGUAACCUGUGAUUUUAUAUAGGACUUGCUUAUUAGUGUCUUGAUGUACUGUAUAUAUGUUCCUGUUGUAUGUACAUAAAUGUGUCCUGUUAAAUAAAGACCUUUAGUGAUCUA